This is a messenger RNA of Cataglyphis hispanica, 650 nucleotides long. RefSeq names its product ubiquitin-like protein 5 (gene ubl). Gene Ontology annotation, molecular function: protein tag activity; protein binding. The coding region runs from base 264 to 485 and encodes 73 amino acids. NCBI's taxonomy places the organism in Eukaryota, Metazoa, Arthropoda, Insecta, Hymenoptera, Formicidae. Gene Ontology annotation, biological process: protein modification process; mRNA splicing, via spliceosome. The record is from RefSeq and is a predicted model, not a curated record. The transcript is spliced from 3 exons. Gene Ontology annotation, cellular component: cytoplasm; nucleus.
UCGGGGUAAUUUAAACUUGAAAUAACGAAACCUUUAUUAUCGACCGCGUAUAAAUGAUUUAGUUUUGUUUUUCUCUCUUUAACCUCAAAAACAAAACGCAAUAUCAGAGUACGAAAAUUAGAAUUGCCAUCGAACUUAUAUUAAUCUUUUUGUAUUUCGCCAAUUACUACGAAAAUUUGAAGUCGCGCAAUUUUAGUUGAUUUUAGUGUAUAGCGAGAGGAAGUGCGACCAUUUUUCGUCUGCGAUAUUUAAAUAUCUGGAAAAUGUUGGAGAUAACGUGUAACGACCGUCUCGGUAAAAAGGUUAGAGUCAAGUGCAACCCGGACGACACCAUAGGGGAUCUGAAAAAAUUGAUAGCUGCCCAAACGGGGACGCAUUGGGAAAAAAUUGUAUUGAAGAAGUGGUACACCAUUUUCAAAGAUCACAUAAAGCUACAAGAUUAUGAAAUACACGACGGCAUGAAUUUAGAACUUUAUUAUCAAUAAUUCUAAUAAAUGUAAAAUAUAUAUCAUAUAUGUAUAAAAAAAGACAAUUUUAAAUAUUAAUUAUAAUAUUGUAAUCAUUAAAUUUUAUAUACUUUUUUAUGCCUUAGAUAUAUAAUGUGUGUGUGUGUGUGUGUGUGUGUAUAUAUAUGUAUAUAUAUAUAUAUA